UCCUCAUUCUGCCUAACGAGGCAGGGUAACAGUAUCUAACAUGUAUUCAUGGUCUCUGUUUCUCUCUGCUCUGUAUCUCAUGGAUUGGUUUGUAGGACUACAAGGUCAUACCAGUGAUCCAACGACCGCUCCUCAAGGACCAGACAACCACCGAGCCACUGAGGGGGAGGUCCGCUUUGUGAAUGGAGGGAAUGGCUCCUGUUCAGGCAGGGUGGAGGUCUUCCUCCAGGGCCAGUGGGCCACAGUUUGUGAUGAUGGCUGGGACCUGGCCGAUGCCCAGGUGGUGUGUAGACAGUUGGGCUGUGGGAGGGUGCUGUCUGCACCACGUGGGGCCACUUUUGGACCUGGUCAAGGGCCUAUAGGGUUGGCUAAUGUCAAAUGCAAUGGCCACGAAUCUGAGCUCACACAGUGUGGCCAUAGAGUGCCGACCCACUGGUGUGGUCACAGUGAGGACGCUGGUGUUGUCUGUGAAGCUGCCUCUCCAGUGAGACAGGUCAACGGUCUCUCCAAGUACCCCUGUUCAGGCAGGGUGGAGGUCUUCCUCCAGGGCCAGUGGGGCACAGUUUGUGAUGAUCACUGGGACCUGAAGGAUGCCCAGGUGGUUUGUGUACAGCUGGGCUGUGGCAGUGCCAUAUCAGCCACCAACAAGGCAUAUUUUGGACCGGGAACAGGACCCAUCUGGUUGGACGAUGUCAACUGUGGAGGAAGAGAAACGUCAAUAACCGACUGUGAACAUCAAGGGUUUGGUUCUCAGAACUGCAAACACGCUCAAGACGCUGGCAUCAUCUGUGAUGCUGCCUCUCCAGUGAGACUGGUCAACGGUCUCUCCAACAACCCCUGUUCAGGCAGGGUGGAGGUCCUCCUCUAUGGCCAGUGGGCCACAGUUUGUGAUGAUCGCUGGGACCCGGCCGAUGCCCAGGUGGUGUGUAGAGAGUUGGGCUGUGGGAGGGUGCUGUCUGCACCACAUGGGGCCACUUUUGGACCUGGACAAGGGCCAAUAGGGUUGGAUGAUGUCAACUGCAAUGGCCACGAAUCUGAGCUCACACAGUGUGGCCACAGCGGACUGUGGACCCACGACUGUGGUCACCAGCAGGACGCUGGAGUUGUCUGUGAAGCUGGCCCUCCAGUGAGACUGGUCAACGGUCUCUCCAACAACCCCUGUUCAGGCAGGGUGGAGGUCUUCCUCCAGGGCCAGUGGGGCACAGUUUGUCAUCAUGGCUGGGACCUGAAUGAUGCCCAGGUGGUUUGUACACAGCUGGGGUGUGGCAGUGCCAUAUCAGCCACCAACGAGGCAUAUUUUGGACAGGGAACAGGACCCAUCUGGUUGGACGAUGUCCACUGUGGAGGAAAUGAAGCGUCAUUAACCGACUGUGAACAUCAAGGGUUUGGUUCUCGGAACUGCAAACACGUUCAAGACGCUGGCAUCAUCUGUGAUGCUGUCCCUCCAGUGAGACUGGUCAACGGUACCUCCAACAACCCCUGUUCAGGCAGGGUGGAGGUCUUCAUCCAGGGCCAGUGGGCCACAGUUUGUGAUGAUGACUGGGGCCUGGCCGAUGCCCAGGUGGUGUGUAGACAGUUGGGCUGUGGCAGGGUGCUGUCUGCACCACAUGGGGCCACUUUUGGACGUGGACAAGGGCCUAUAGGGUUGGAUGAUGUCAACUGCAAUGGCCACGAAUCUGAUCUCACACAGUGUCGCCACACAGGACCGUGGCCCUACAGCUGUGGUCACCAGCAGGAUGCUGGUGCUGUCUGUGAAGGUAAUACAUUUAACAUUGCCAUAUCAGCCACCAACGAGGCAUAUUUUGGACCGGGAACAGGACCCAUCUGGUUGGACGAUGUCAACUGUGGAGGAAAUGAAACGUCGAUAACCGACUGUGAACAUCGAGGGUUUGGUUCUCAAAACUGCAAACACGCUCAAGACGCUGGCAUCAUCUGUGAUGCUUCAACUCCAGUGCGACUGGUCAACGGUCUCUCCAACAACCCCUGUUCAGGCAGGGUGGAGGUCCUCCUCUAUGGCCUUUGGGCCACAGUUUGUGAUCAUGGCUGGGACCUGAAGGAUGCCCAGGUGGUGUGUAGACAGUUGGGCUGUGGGAGGGUGCUGUCUGCACCACUUGGGGCCACCUUUGGACCCGGCCAAGGGCCUAUAGGGUUGGGUCAUGUCACCUGCAAUGGUUACGAAUCUAACCUCACACAUUGUGGCCACACAGGACUGUGGACCCACUACUGUGGUCACCAUGAGGACGCUGGAGUUGUCUGUGAAGCUGGCCCUCCAGUGAGACUGGUCAACGGUCUCUCCAACAACUCCUGUUCAGGCAGGGUGGAGGUCUUCCUCCAGGGCCAGUGGGCCACAGUUUGUGAUGAUGACUGGGACCUGGUCGAUGCCCAGGUGGUGUGUAGACAGUUGGGCUGUGGGAGGGUGCUGUCUGCACCACUUGGUGCCACUUUUGGACCUGGCCAAGGGCCAAUAGGGUUGGAUGAUAUCAAAUGCACUGGCCAUGAAUCUGAUCUCACACAGUGUGGCCACAGAGGACUGUGGACCCACGACUGUGGUCACCAGCAGGACGCUGGAGUUGUCUGUGAAGGUCAUACCAGUGAUCCAACGACCGCUCCUCAAGGACCAGACGACCACCGAGCCACUGAGGGGGAGGUCCGCUUGGUGAAUGGGGGGAAUGGCUCCUGUUCAGGCAGGGUGGAGGUCUUCCUCCAGGGCCAGUGGGCCACAGUUUGUGAUGAUGGCUGGGACCUGGCCGAUGCCCAGGUGGUGUGUAGACAGGUGGGCUGUGGGAGGGUGCUGUCUGCACCACGUGGGGCCACCUUUGGACCUGGUCAAGGGCCUAUAGGGUUGGCUAAUGUCAAAUGCAAUGGCCACGAAUCUGAGCUCACACAGUGUGGCCAUAGAGUGCCGACCCACUGGUGUGGUCACAGUGAGGACGCUGGUGUUGUCUGUGAAGCUGCCUCUCCAGUGAGACAGGUCAACGGUAUCUCCAAGUACCCCUGUUCAGGCAGGGUGGAGGUCUUCCUCCAGGGCCAGUGGGGCACAGUUUGUGAUGAUCACUGGGACCUGAAUGAUGCCCAGGUGGUUUGUGUACAGCUGGGCUGUGGCAGUGCCAUAUCAGCCACCAACAAGGCAUAUUUUGGACCGGGAGCAGGACCCAUCUGGUUGGACGAUGUCAACUGUGGAGGAAGAGAAACGUCAAUAACCGACUGUGAACAUCAAGGGUUUGGUUCUCAGAACUGCAAACACGCUCAAGACGCUGGCAUCAUCUGUGAUGCUGCCUCUCCAGUGAGACUGGUCAACGGUCUCUCCAACAACCCCUGUUCAGGCAGGGUGGAGGUCCUCCUCUAUGGCCAGUGGGCCACAGUCUGUGAUGAUGGCUGGGGCCUGGCCGAUGCCCAGGUGGUGUGUAGACAGUUGGGCUGUGGGAGGGUGCUGUCUGCACCACAUGGGGCCACUUUUGGACCUGGCCAAGGGCCAAUAGGGUUGGAUGAUGUCAACUGCAAUGGCCACGAAUCUGAGCUCACACAGUGUGGCCACAGUGGACUGUGGACCCACGACUGUGGUCACCAGCAGGACGCUGGAGUUGUCUGUGAAGCUGGCCCUCCAGUGAGACUGGUCAACGGUCUCUCCAACAACCCCUGUUCAGGCAGGGUGGAGGUCUUCCUCCAGGGCCAGUGGGGCACAGUUUGUCAUCAUGGCUGGGACCUGAAUGAUGCCCAGGUGGUUUGUACACAGCUGGGCUGUGGCAGUGUCAUAUCAGCCACCAACAAGGCAUAUUUUGGACCGGGAACAGGACCCAUCUGGUUGGACGAUGUCAACUGUGGAGGAAAUGAAACGUCAAUAACCGACUGUGAACAUCAAGGGUUUGGUUCUAAGAACUGCAAUCACGCUCAAGACGCUGGCAUCAUCUGUGAUGCUUCAACUCCAGUGAGACUGGUCAACGGUCUCUCCAACAACCCCUGUUCAGGCAGGGUGGAGGUCCUCCUCUAUGGCCAGUGGGCCACAGUUUGUGAUCGUGGCUGGGACUUGGUCGAUGCCCAGGUGGUGUGUAGACAGUUGGGCUGUGGGAGGGUGCUGUCUGCACCACAUGGGGCCACUUUUGGACCUGGACAAGGGCCAAUAGGGUUGGAUGAUGUCAACUGCAAUGGCCACGAAUCUGAGCUCACACAGUGUGGCCACAGCGGACUGUGGACCCACAACUGUGGUCACCAGCAGGACGCUGGAGUUGUCUGUGAAGGUAUUCCUGGCAACAAAAACAAUCUGAAAUUAAUUAACCUCUGGCGUUCGGCCUUCGUCAUUCCCAUCAUCAUUCUGGUCAUUCUUUAUUGCUGGAGGAAAAAGAAGCAUCAUACAGAAAACCUUGAUUCUGAACUGUGUCCAAACUGUGACCAAGCUGCCGCCAUCUAUAUGAAUGUGAGCCUGUUAGGACCCCCUCCUCUCCCUUUGGAGCCCACUGACAUAGAACUCAACCCCAUAAGCACCUAGGAGGCUCUAUGGGAGAUAUUAGCUGGAGGUUUAAACUUCUGCUGCCCCUGAGAUGAACCCCGGUUACUGAGCUGACUCCAAGUGGACCCCUUAAAGCUGUGAACCCGUCUAUUCCUGGCUCACCUCAUCCUGACAGGAGGAGAGGGGGAGGGCUUUAUGACAGCCACAAUGAACAAAGGAGCCCCCUUCAUUCUUCCUCUCACUUUACUUAGAAUGACUUGUGUUAAUGUUAACUAGUUAAUGUUACAAUCAAAGACUGCCUGCGUUAUGAAUGUAUUCCAAAAUCACACAUGUUGCUUUUUCAUUUGAAUGCAUGCUUAUUGUCUUAGUAGAAGGGAUUGUCAUUGUUCUCGUGCAUGUCACAUCUUUAUGUUAACCCAUAUAUGUGGUAUAGAGGUUUGAUUCCUGUGAUUAUACUUGGCUACUUUAUGCAUCGGGUGUUGUGAUUGGCCAGUGCAUGUGAGAGGCAUCCAAAAUUUUUUGAAAAUAACAUGAAGCCUGAGUCCUUCGCAAACCAACUAAUGUUUUGCGCUUGUGUCUUUUUCUUUCAAACUUCAGCUUACUCAACCAAUAUUAUUUCCGUCUUUUCCGCCAUUCCGUCUUUUCAGGCCUCUUUUUUUUUUACUUGUGAAUUGGGAUUCAAGUGGCCUAAAAGAUUCCCUUUGGCCAAGUCCGACCUGGGUGAAUCUCACUGUUGGCGACAACCUUAUUGAAAUCAAUCCGACAAGAAGUGAUGGAUCGAAAGAGCGCUUGUUGUAGUCCAUCUUCGGAAAAUUGUAGUUUCACCCUAGCGACGCUAGAGGUCAGCAAUACUCACUGCCGCACAAUUCAUUUUAAACAGGGCUGGCUUUUCCUCUGUUUGAAAGGAAGCAGCUUUUCAUCUCUCCUUCACCCGAUGACUUCCACAAAGGUUAAGGAAAGGUGGUAUAAAGGUGAGGAGAUUUGACUUUCUGAAUUGGGCCCUGGCAGCAGUACUGUUAUGCACAGGGGCGUAGCCAGGAUUUUAGGGCCCCAUGAAAGGUUAUCUGUAUGGCCCCUAUGGUACGCAGGCCACAUUUUGUCCACCAUUCAUUCUAAAUCUAUUACAAUUAUUUCACGUAAUGUAGACAAUAUAUUGGGGACAUAUCUGCCCAAAGCUGGUACUGCUGCUUUACUUUUUAUCAUUUACUUAUUUUCAAGAACAUUAUCUCUUUUCAUUGUUCAAAAAAUUUCUGAAUUGUUUUAAUUUUAAAAUGUAAUAGCCAAAUACGAUACUUCAUGACCUAUUGAUGAAUGAGAUAUCACUUAAAUUUCAGAGCCCUUUCAAGAGUCCUUCCCUCUCAGGCUUAACUCUCCUCACCUUUAACCCUUUUGCCUCGCUGCUGGUUAUAAAAAUGUAAAAUAACAUCCAUAUUUGUUUCAUGUGAUGUAGAUAUGAAAGGAUUUCUGAAUACGUAAUUACAUUUAGUUUGUGAUGUACCACAAUUGUUGAAUGUUUCAUGAAGUUGUAUAGUUCUAGAUACAUAUAUGCUUCUGAAUUGUAGUAGCAUAAGGAACAUAGUAGUUGCAGAUCUAUAUAAUCUAUUAUUUCUCUAU
Molecule: messenger RNA, 6058 nt
Organism: Gadus macrocephalus (Pacific cod)
Lineage: Eukaryota; Metazoa; Chordata; Actinopteri; Gadiformes; Gadidae
Product: deleted in malignant brain tumors 1 protein-like
Exons: 18
Coding region: 41-4483 (1480 amino acids)
Cellular component (GO): membrane
Source: RefSeq, a predicted model, not a curated record